UGCCCAGAGGCCAUUCCACGUAUCAGGGUGGACGGGAGCGAGUGGGCAAGAGCAAUAACUUCUACAAGGACAGCGAAAGGUCUGGGUGCGAGGAAGAAGGCCCAGAGACUGCCAGCUGCCUCUCGGGGACUCACAGCGUGGCUGAGGCGAGUCAGGCCCUCUCUCCAGCCAGGAGCGCACCUCUGUCGCGUCCCAGAUGCGCCGCCGCCCGGGUUCUCCGCUUGCAAAGCCUCUCCAAGUAGCCGGCACAGCAGCAGCCCAGUGGCUGGACAAAUCCCACCCCUGGCCCCGCCCGUCCAAUCCAGCCGGCUCGGAAACGACACUCCACUGCAGAAGCGAGGGGCGGAGAGGGGAAACCCAAGCCUUUGGGGGCUCCCGACAGCCAUGGGCCCCGACCCCCGCGCUGCCCGCUCCCCGCACCCGAUGCUCUGCGCGCUCUCCUUGCUGCUGGCCGCUGGCGGCCGCCUCGCCUCCGCCUUCAACCUGGACACCCGAUUCCUUGUGGUGAAGGAGGCCGGCAGCCCAGGCAGCCUCUUCGGCUACUCGGUCGCCCUCCACCGGCAGACAGAGCGGCAGCAGCGCUACCUCCUCCUGGCUGGUGCCCCCCGAGACCUUGCCAUACCUGAUGGGUAUACCAACCGGACCGGAGCUGUGUACUUGUGUCCACUCACUUCACAGAAGGACGACUGUGAGCGGAUGGACAUUGUAGAGAAAAGUGACCCUGACCACCGAAUUAUUGAGGACAUGUGGCUGGGAGUGACAGUGGCCAGUCAGGGUCCUGCAGGCAGAGUCCUGGUCUGUGCCCACCGCUACACCCAGGUGUUGUGGUCGGGCUCAGAGGACCAGCGGCGCAUGGUGGGCAAGUGCUAUGUGCGUGGUAACGACCUGGAGCUGGACAGCAAUGACGACUGGCAGGCCUAUCACAAUGAGAUGUGCAACAGCAACACCGACUACCUGGAGACGGGCAUGUGCCAGAUGGGCACCAGCGGGGGCUUUACCCAGAACACUGUGUACUUCGGUGCCCCUGGAGCCUACAACUGGAAAGGAAACAGCUACAUGAUUCAGCGGAAAGACUGGGAUUUAUCCGAAUACAGUUACAAGGACCCAGAGGACCAGGGAAAUCUCUAUAUUGGAUACUCAAUGCAGGUGGGCAGUGCCAUCUUUCACCCCAAGGACAUCACAGUCGUGACAGGUGCCCCGAGGCAUCGACAUGUGGGUGCCGUCUUCUUGCUGAGCCAAGAGGUGGGCGGAGACCUGCGGAGGAGGCAGGUGCUGGAGGGCACGCAGGUGGGCGCCUAUUUUGGCAGCUCCAUUGCCCUGGCAGACCUGAACAAUGAUGGGUGGCAGGACCUCCUGGUGGGUGCCCCCUACUACUUUGAACGGAAGGAGGAGAUAGGGGGUGCUGUCUAUGUCUUCAUGAACCAGGCAGGCACCUCCUUCCCUGCCCAGCCUUCCCUCCUCCUACAUGGCCCCAGUCAUUCCGCCUUUGGCUUCUCCGUGGCCAGCAUUGGUGACAUCAACCAGGACGGCUUCCAGGACAUUGCCGUGGGAGCCCCCUUUGAGGGUCUGGGCAAAGUGUAUAUCUACCACAGCAGCUCUGAGGGGCUCCUCACACAGCCCCAGCAGGUAAUCCAUGGAGAGAAGCUGGGAAUACCUGGCUUGGCCACCUUUGGCUACUCUCUGAGUGGACAGAUGGAUGUGGAUGACAACUCCUACCCUGACCUGCUGGUGGGGAGCCUGUCAGACCGCAUUGUGCUACUACGGGCACGGCCUGUCAUUAACAUCCUCAGUAGGACCUUGGUGGCCAAGCCAACUGUGCUGGACCCUGCAGCCUGCACAGAUUUCUCCUGUGUGCAGGUGGAGCUAUGCUUUGCUUACAACCAGAGUGCUGGGAACAUCAACUACAAGCAGAAUAUCACUCUGGCCUACACAGUGGAAGCCGACCGAGACCGCCGCCCACCCCGGCUUCACUUUGAAGGCAGCCAGUCAGCUGUCUCCCAUGGCUCCAUAUCCAUGUCCAAUGGGCAGGGCUGUAGGACGCUGAAGCUGCUUCUGAUGGACAACGUCCGAGACAAACUCCGUCCCAUCACCAUCGCCAUGAACUACUCUUUACCCGUGCGGACACACGAGCGUGAGCGUCCGCGGCUGGGAAUGCGGUCCCUGGACGCCUACCCGGUCCUCAACCAGGCGCAGGUUCCCGAGAGCCACAUUGAGAUACAGUUCCAGAAGGAGUGUGGGCCGGACAACAAAUGUGACAGUAACUUGCAGAUGAAGGCAGCUUUCAUGUCAGAGUUGGGGCAGCGGCUGAGCAGGCUCCAUUAUAGCAAAGACACCCGGAAACUGCUCUUGAGCAUCAAUGUGACCAACCCCCCCAGCCCCAAGAGGGCUGGGGAAGAUGCCCACGAGGCGUUGCUUACCCUGGAGGUGCCCCCUAUUCUGCUGCUGUCCUCAGUGCGCCCGCCUGGGACCUGCCAGGCCAAUGAGACCAUCGUUUGCGAGCUGGGGAACCCAUUCAAACGGAACCAGAGGAUGGAGCUGAUAAUCACCUUUGAAGUGGCCAAAGUAACCCUGCAAACUAGGGACCUCCAGGCACAACUGCAGCUAUCCACGUCCAGUCACCAGGAUAACCUGCGGCCCCAGACCCUGACACUGCUGGUGGACUAUAUACUCCAGGCCUCACUCAGCAUAGUGAGUCACCGGCUACAGAGUUUCUUUGGGGGAACAGUAAUGGGUGAGUCUGGCAUGAAGACUGUGGAGGAUGUGGGAAGCCCUCUCAAGUAUAUGUUCCAGGUGGGCCCAAUGGGGGAAGAACUGGCAGCCAUGGGGACUCUGGUCCUAGGGAUGGAGUGGCCCUAUGAAGUCAUCAAUGGCAAGUGGCUGCUGUACCCCACGGAGAUCGCCAUCAGUGGCAAUGGGUCCUGGAUCUGUCAUCCACCCGGAGAUCUGGUCAACCCUCUCAACCUUACUCUCACUAACUCUGGGGACAAGCCACCAUCUCCAAAGCGUAAACGGCGACACUUGGACCCAGGGGGAGACCAAGGCCCCCCACCAAUCACACUGGCUGCUGCCAAGAGAGCCAAGUCUGAAAUAACGUUGACAUGUGGUAGUGACAAGACCCGCUGUGUGUGGCUGGACUGUCCCAUUCCUGAUGCUUCUGUCCUUACCAAUGUGACAGUGCGAGCUCGAGUGUGGAACAGCACCUUCAUUGAGGACUACAGAGACUUUGACAGAGUCAGUGUAUCCAGCAAGGCGACGCUGUUCCUCCGAACCAGCAUCCCCAGCAUCACCAUGGAGAAUAAGACUGUGCCGUUCUCUGUGGACAUUGACUCGGAGCUGGUGGAGGAGCUGCCAGCUGAGAUUGAGCUGUGGCUAGUGCUCCUGGCCGUGAGUGCCGGGCUGCUACUGCUGGGCCUCAUCAUCCUCUUGCUGUGGAAGUGUGGCUUCUUCAAGCGAGCCCGCACUCGGGCCCUGUAUGAAGCCAAGAGGCAGAAGGCGGAGAUGAAGAGCCAGCCGUCAGAGACAGAGAGGCUGACCGACGACUACUGAGGGGGGCAGCCUCUGCCCCCGGCCCAUCCGGUGUGACUUCUUUAAGCAGACUCACUACUACCGGAUUAUGCCCAAGUACCAUGCAGUGCGGAUCCGGGAGGAGGAGCGCUACCCACCUCCAGGGAGUACCCUACCAACCAAGAAGCACUGGGUGACGAGCUGGCAGACUUG
Molecule: messenger RNA, 3717 nt
Organism: Erinaceus europaeus (western European hedgehog)
Lineage: Eukaryota; Metazoa; Chordata; Mammalia; Eulipotyphla; Erinaceidae
Gene: ITGA3
Product: integrin subunit alpha 3
Exons: 27
Coding region: 385-3546 (1053 amino acids)
Biological process (GO): cell-cell adhesion; cell adhesion mediated by integrin; leukocyte migration
Cellular component (GO): integrin complex; external side of plasma membrane
Molecular function (GO): integrin binding
Source: RefSeq, a predicted model, not a curated record